GAAACAAAAGCGACCUAAAUAAAAAAAAAAAAAUCAUAUCAUCCACCAUCAAAAAAAUGGUGGUAGAGACAACAAAACAUGAAGAACCAAUCAUAUGCCAAUCAAAGACGGUAUGUGUAAUAGGCGCAGGACCAUCAGGGUUAGUGUCGGCGAGAGAGCUGAAGAAAGAAGGUCAUAAGGUGGUGGUGAUGGAGCAAAACAACGACGUAGGAGGGCAAUGGCUAUACCAACCAAACGUAGAACAAGAAGACCCUUUGGGGAAAACCAAAAGUCUAAAAGUACAUAGCAGCAUUUACUCAUCCUUGAGGUUGAUUUCGCCGAGAGAGGUAAUGGGUUUCUCUGAUUUUCCAUUCACGGUUAAGGAGGGAAGAGACACGAGGAGAUUUCCCGGUCAUGAGGAGCUUUGGUUGUAUCUUAAAGAUUUUUGUGAGGUGUUUGGGCUGAGAGAGAUGAUCAGGUUUAAUGUAAGGGUUGAGUUUGUGGAGAUGGUGAAUGAUGAUGAUGAUAAUAUGAAGAGAUGGAUGGUGAAGAGUGUAGAGAAGAAGAGUGGUGAGGUUAUUGAAGAAGUGUUUGAUGCUGUUGUUGUUGCCACUGGUCAUUACUCUUACCCCAGAUUGCCUUCUAUUAAAGGAAUGGAUAUGUGGAAGGGGAAGCAAGUUCAUAGCCAUGUCUACAGGGAGCCUGAUCGUUUUCGUGACGAGGUGGUGGUCGUCGUAGGCUGCUUCGUGAGCGGACCUGACAUAUCAAUUGAACUUGUGAAAGUUGCAAAAGAAGUUCAUCUAAGUUCCAAAUCACUUAACGUCUCUCCUGGCGUUUCUAAAGCCAUUUCAAAAUAUCAAAACAUGCAUCUCCAUCCACAGAUUGAAUCUCUAGAGGAAGAUGGACGUGUCGUUUUCAUUGAUGGGUCUUGUAUUGUAGCUGACACCAUUUUGUACUGUACCGGGUAUUGGUACAAAUUCCCAUUUCUUGAGACUAAAGGAAUAGUGAAAGUGGAUGAUAAUAGAGUGGGUCCACUAUUCGAACACACGUUCCCACCUUCUCUGUCUCCUUCUCUCUCCUUUGUCGGAAUACCUCGAAAGUUGAUAGGGUUCCCAUUCUUUGAAUCACAAGCGAAAUGGAUCGCAAGUCUUUUAUCAGGCAAGACUUCACUUCCUUCCUACGAUGAAAUGAUGGAAUCAGUGGACGAGUACUACCGUGCCAGAGAAGCCAGUGGAAUCCCUAAACGCAACAGUCAUGACAUCCCUGACUUCGAUUAUUGCGAUAAUUUACAAGUCCAUAUCUCCCUGCCAGCGCCGGGUCCUCUUGUGGUAGGAUGA
This is a messenger RNA of Eruca vesicaria subsp. sativa (arugula), 1316 nucleotides long. Lineage: Eukaryota; Viridiplantae; Streptophyta; Magnoliopsida; Brassicales; Brassicaceae. The record is from the annotation of a GenBank genome assembly.